Molecule: messenger RNA, 2682 nt
Organism: Chinchilla lanigera (long-tailed chinchilla)
Lineage: Eukaryota; Metazoa; Chordata; Mammalia; Rodentia; Chinchillidae
Product: translation initiation factor IF-2-like
Exons: 2
Coding region: 1081-1983 (300 amino acids)
Source: RefSeq, a predicted model, not a curated record
CACAGCUUCCCCGAGGGCGGAGAACCCAGCACAAGCACUCCAUGCACGUGGGCUCGGACAGGGACCCGCACUGACCCCGCUGCCUGUGCGCGGUCCCCACCGCUCCCCACAGGCGCCACCGGGAGGCACAGACGCUUCGAGGACUCCGCCGCACCGUCACCAGCGCUGGCUGUGCCAGGCCCCCAGCUGCCCAGGAGCACUGACGGGCCUGGGCCAAGGGCAGGGACCCGAGGUCCCCUGCAGAGCCGCACGUAUGCCCAGGACUCGCCCACCCACCUGGGACCAGUGCCCCACGGCGCACUAAGGUGAGGACGGGAAAGCAGCGAGCCGGGCCGCGGUUAGACGGGCAGGGCACUGCGAGUCGGCGGCCGCCAAGGACGAGCACGCGCAGCCCUGUGCGCACCACGCCUCCCUCCCCGCCUCCUGUCCUGUCUCCAAACGGAACACAGGACCCAGGCCUCACCACAGAUGUGUACACGUGUGUAGAUCCACAAUCGAGCCGGCCCCUAACCAGGCCUCAGUCCUCCGUGCCAGCGCUGUGGGUUACAGGACAGCGAGCGGCACUCAGGCAGAUGGCAAGCCAUCCCGUCUCCUGCCGACCAAGGCCUGGUCACAGACAGCGAAGGCCCUGAGGAGGCGACACGGGGACACCCUGCUCCAAAACAAUCAUCCUGCUGCCCUUGUGAAGGGCCAGGACCAUGGGACUCUCGGACGUGGCUCAGGACAGGGCCCCAGCACGUGCUUCCCCCAUUAUGUCCCGCAUUUCUCUGCAGUUUUCUGCCGUUUUUAGCCUCUGGCUUCUGGUCCCACCAGUGGCAGACAUCUGCAGUCCCGUGUUGCUUAAACACAGGUCGCACUCCUGUAAGCUACAGCGGGGAAUGGAAGAAGGUUCUGCUGCAGAAAAGAAAUAGAAAAGCAGGCAUCCCAGGUAAGAACCACAGGGUCAGCCGGGCAGGGAGGCUCAUACCUGUGAGCCCAGCACUCUGGGACACUGAGGCAGGAGGAUCCCAAGAUCAAGCCUACCUUGGGCAACUGAGUGACUUAGCGAGACCCUGCCUCGAAGUAAGAAAUGAGCUAGGGAUGCAGCUCAGCGCGAAGGUCCUACAUUCAACCCCUGAAAAAGCAAAAACCAGCAACUGGACGGAUGCGGAAGGCCAGGGCUUCUGCCCACCCCUGGGGAAGCAGGGCUGCUAUGCCCCUGCUGACAAGCGAGCCAAGCGGGUGGAAUGUCGUCACGUGACCGACACCCCAUGGUCAGCUGUCAUUAAUGCCAGCAGCACGGCCAUCGCCACCUCCUGUCUGCACACCAAGCUGAAGGAGGCAAAGCAGGUUCCAGCCCAGCCUGCACUGCAACAUGAUGCCAGCCGACGGGCGCCCGGGCUGACGCUGGGGCACAAAGCCACGCUGGGCGUGGAGGCCACUGAGGAGCCUCGCCCCGCAGGGAGCAACGGGAGGCCUCCGAGCCGACCGCCGGCCACAGCACCAGGAGCACCCAAAAUUGGAGUGGGCCUCCUGUGGCUCCCAGGCCCCCCGAGAGCAGGUGAGUCGCCAGGACUCUCCACAGUACCAGUGCAGAGACCCCAGAGAGACCCCAGAGAGACCCCAGGGGGCCGUGUGGCAGCGCGGAGGUCAGCGGGGGGUGACAGGCACGGAGCACUGCACACCCAGAACCAGGAGCUCCACCUGCCCCACACACACACACCACGAGCAACAGGGCCGGGGGACCACAGUCCCUCCCCACCACGCCAUCCAAGAGCCACGGCGGCCCACAGCACGGCGGCCCUAAGAAAGCCCUGGCUCCUCAGUGUUACCGCCAGAAGCCGGGGUUUCUCUGCCAGCUCGCCUCAUCCUCGGCUCACCUCGUCUUCCCAGCGAGCGCAGUCCCACAGAGUGCGGCAAGAGCUCAGCCCGGGGCCAGCGACGGCCGCUCAGGGUCCCCGUGACCUCGACCUUGGGGAGCCGCCUCACGUGCCUGAGCCCUGAGAUGACCUCAGCGUCUGACACCGAGCAAGCGCAGACCAUGAGCGGAUCAAAGGAAACGCAGCUGCUUUCAAGCGGCCGGGCUCUGACCACGCCAGCCCACGCGCCCCAAGGUGACACGCGCGGGCCCAAAGCACACUGCGCCAAUCUCAAAUGCUGGUGCCCCCGGCUGGGGCACUCCUGGGCUCUGCAGGGCCAGCAGAGAGAAGAGGACGCCGCUCUUUCUGGCCUGAGAAGUGACUCCACACAGGUGCAGCGCUUCUCACAGACGGGGAGUUGUCCACACCACAAACCCAGCACAGGGGCCGGAGGGCACUCACACACCUGCGCGCACUGCACAGUGUGUCUGGAGGCCUGGGAGUGGCUUAGGCUGCUGGUCUGGGCCACACGUGCGGGAAAGGGUCGCAGGAGACAGGUCACAGGUCAAGGGUCAAGGGCCACAGGGAGCUCGGGAGGACUUGUGCACAGGCGUCUCGGGGAAAUACCCAUGACACACCUGUCACUGUCACAGGUGACCUGACUCCCCCCAGGCCACAGCAGCCCCCUAAGAUCUCAGGGGAGCCAAGAAGGCCCUGGCACACGGCAGUGAAGUUCCUGUCCAGCAGUCAGGGCGGCAUGCAUGUGCUCGGGUGACCCUGCAUCAGCCUGGAACAGUGUUUUUCUUCCUUUGUACUAACCAAAAAUAAAAGUGACAUUUUUAAA